GUGCCUGGAGUUGGCGUCACGCAGUGGCCGAACAGGGAGAGACAGCGCGCCCUCGGAGCGGGAAUGGGGCCGAGGAACGGCCUCUGUAACCGGUAUCGAGCAGCGCCGGCUUCUCGCCAUUCAAGUUCAUUGCGGAGCAGAUAACAGAGGAUCGCUGGGGAGCGCUAAGGAAGAAGCAUGACUGGCACUACUGUUGUAUUCAGAAAUUCAAAAGUUGCAAGCUGAAUCAUUCUAGACCAAGCAGAAUGUUGUAAAAGAAACAUGGCUGAGGAUUGUGUUGGAUCUACCUAUAGUGUGCUGUCAACAAUGCCUUCUGACUCAGAAAGUAGCAGCUCCCUCAGCAGUAUUGGUACAGGCACCUCUGGGAAGGCAGCUUCUCCUCCACCAACACACAUGGACACCAGGCAGAUGAGUGAGAAGUUAGAAGCCAUUGUGUACCAACUUCGGCAAGUCACUCGUGAACGGGAUGAGUUGCGCAAACAAUUAGCACUUUCUUCCCCUGGCUCUACGUUUGACGAUUGCAGACCCAGCCCUAAGCCAAGCCAUGACUAUGAGAGACUGAAAAUGCAGUGCAUGAAAGCCAUGUCAGAUCUGCAGUCUCUGCAGAACCAGCAUACAAAAGCACUGAAGAAAUGCGAGGAGGCAGUCAAAGAAGCAGAUUUUUAUCACACUUUACACAGUCGCCUGCGAAUUGAUCAGUCUCAACUCAAGGAAGAUAUGGAGGUCAUCAAGAGGGAGAACUCUCAGCUGUUACGGGAACACAAUCAUGCACAACAGACCUGUGAGGAACUGAAGAGACUCCAUGAGGAAGAUCAGAAGGAAAUCACGGACCUGCGCAGUCAGCAGCAACAAGUUAUGAGGGAAAAUGGCUCAUCUGAGAUUCUAAAUAAACUGUAUGAUACUGCCAUGGAUAAAUUAGAAAGCUUAAAGAAAGAUUAUGAUGCACUGAGAAAACGGUACAAUGACAAGGUUGCCAAUCAUAAUACUGACCUCAGCCGUUUGGAGCGGAUGGAAGAAGAGAAUCGGCGUUUCCAGAAGCAGAAUGAAAUGCUCAUGAAGCAAACAGAUGCUGCUGUUGUGGAGAAGACAUCUGUCCAGCAACAGUAUUUAUCCACACUGAAAAGGUAUGAUUCAAUACAACAUGAAUUAAGUAAAGCAACAGUACAGAACAAAGAGCUCCAGAGGGAAAUGGAACGAUUACAAACUGAGGUGACCAGGUACAAGACAUUACAGCUGAAAGCAGUGAAGGAUGCUGAGAAAUACAAGGAAGAAAGGGAUACAGUGCUAAAUGAAUACCGACUAGUCAUGAGUGAACGAGAUCAGGUACACAAAGAAAUUGACAAACUGCAGACAGAACUGGAAUUGGCUCAGGGUCAUCUGAAAAACACCUCAUCAGAGAGAAAAGUUGCUGGUGAAGAGCUUGAAGCUCUGAGACAGGAGCUUCAUUCUGCGUUGGUAGAGCGAGAUCAUGCUAUCUGUGAGAGGAAUGAACUGCUGGAGAAAUACUGCCAUGAAGUGAAGGACAAAGCAGAAGCUCAAAAGGAGCUUGAUCAGGCUUGUAAGGAUAUUGAGACUGUGAAAGAAGAGAGAGAUGUUGCUAGGAAAGAAAGAACAGAAGCUAUCAUCCAGAGAGAUCAGUUGCUGCGGGAGUACUACCAGGCUCGACAGUGUUUGAAUUUACAGAAACAAGACUCAGCCACGUUGGACAUGGAAAGGGCUGGUAAAGAAAUCGAGAUGCUGCGGAAACAGUGUGAAGCCAUGUCCCAAGAACUAAAGGAAGGCAUACAGGAGGCAGAAGUAGCUAAACGUAGGCGAGACUGGGCUUUCCAAGAGCGAGAUAAAAUAGUUGCAGAAAGAGAAAGCAUAAGAACUUUAUGUGAUAACUUACGACGGGAAAGAGACAGAGCUGUGAGUGAUCUGGCAGAAGCUCUUCGGGAUCUCGAUGAUAUGAUGAAACAGAAGAAUGAUGCUGUUCGUGAACUCAAAGAAUUGAAGGAGAAGAUGGAAAACCAGUUGGAGAAAGAGGCACGGAUUCGACAGCUGAUGGCUCACAAUUCACAUGAUUCAGCUAUUGACACAGAUUCCCUUGAAUGGGAGACAGAAGUAGUUGAAUUUCCAAAAGAUAGGGAUGACAUGGAUUUGAAGGCAUUGGGCUUCGAUGUAGCAGGAGGAGCUGAAGAACCUUAUCUACCUGGAGACUCUGGCAUAUUUGUGAUUAAAGUUGAUAAAGGAAGUAUUGCAGAUGGAAAGCUAAGGGUGAAUGAUUGCUUGCUCAGGAUAAAUGAUGUAGAUCUUACCAACAAAGACAGAAAACAUGUUAUAAAAGCUGUACUGAAUGGUGGAGGGGUCAUUAAUGUGGUAGUUCGCAGAAGAAAAUCUUUGGGAGGUAGAGCUAUCACUCCAGUUCAUAUCAACCUUAUGGGGCACAAAGACAUUGGAAUCAGCUUGGAGACGGGAAUAUAUGUAGCUACUGUUUCUCCCGGCAGUUCAGCUGCCAGAGAAGGAUCCUUGACAGUUGGAGACAGACUCAUUACAAUAAACGGUAUUGCACUAGAAAACAAGUCACUGACAGAAUGUGAAGCUUUGUUACGAAACUGCAGGGAUUCUGUCAGUCUUUCGCUGAUGAAGGUGGUUCCUCAGAGUUCAUCUUGGAGCGGGCAGAAUAUACUUGAAACAUUAAAGGAGUCUGAGAAAUCUGGUAACUGUAGGGUUCAGGAGUCGGAGGUGCAGGUUCCCAACACUCGAAACUUGAAACACAAUUGCUCAACACAGACAGAUGUUUUCAUUACAAAUUCAAACAUACUUGAUGACAAAAGUGACCGAGAUCACAAAGAUGGCUCUUAUUGUGAACACAAACAAUUUUCCAGCUGUUCUUUACAGCCCAGUACAUAUAGGACAGCUGAACAUACUUGCUGCAACUAUUCAGACCUUAAAGCUCCAAUGAGCUCGGAGGCUUAUUCUGAUAGAGGAUUUGGGAUUGCGGAACAUGAAAAAAGACGCUUCACCUUUGACCCAGCAGUUGCAGAUAGUGUGGUAGUAGAUACUGACAUUGAAAAGGGACACAGUCCUAAGCACAACGGCGGCACCUGGCCAAAAACAAUGGUAGAUGUCUCUCCUGAACCUGGGAAACUCUCCAUAUUCAAAAUGCCAAAACAGAGGAAGCCUGUCUUCGAUCCAGAUACUUUCAAAAGACCACAGACACCUCCAAAGAUCGAUUAUCUCUCCCCAACGCAAAAGCAGACAUAUUCUUCACAAUCCUCAAAGAGUGAAUCUGGCUCUAUGCCUCCCACGCCUCCAAAGAGGAGUGAUUCAUUUAAAUUUAAACACAAACAGCAAAGUAGUUCUGCUUCAGAUACUGCGACAACCAGUGGGUCACCUCCAACUAGUCCUGCCGGCCCUCAAUCACCUGUUACUCUAGGAGUGAAACAGGACCUCACACAAGAAACUCAUGAGAGGACUGCUGGUCAUUAUCCGCCAACACCAUUCCUAGAAGGGAGUGCUUUAGUACCUUCACGGACUUCCUCUGAAGAAGAAGGUGCUCAGCGAGUUGAGGAGGUAGAACCUGUGACCAGGCGUCGACCAAAGUCUGCUCCUGCUUUAAGGCCAAGCAAGCUUGCUCCUUUGAAUAUUUCUGGACUGCCCCCUCAGGAAAAUGUUGACACUCAGUCGCACUAUGAGAGUCAUGCACCUUGCUCCCCAGUCCCCAGGUACAAUACAAGUGAAGAACGUUUGUCUUUGGAGCCACAGGAAUGGCACCGCUACACACCAAAACGUUCACACAGGCAAAGUGGUGGCUAUGCAUCCACAACAUAUAGUUGUUCAUCAUCAGGCAGUGCACAGAGAAGCUUUACGCCCUGUCCGGCGGUGACAGCAGUUCUGCGUAAUCCAAAUGUUCCGUUCUUCACUGUCCGCAGCCGCAUGGUCCACAGUGCCAACUAUCCCUCCGUGGCGAGUCAGAUGUGCUAUCCACAUAGCACACGGAACCAUUCACCAACCGAGAGUUUUAAUGGUUCUCCAAGGGCCCGGCACAGACCUCAGAGUGCAAUUUGCUUUCCAGAAUCCGUGCUUACCUUUGAUGGGUUUAGUCCACAGCAUCAUGCACAUCACAGCCUGGAUCUGACUGGCCCAGACCACAAACAUUCGAGUGAAUUGUCCAAGUCCUCUAGAAACACAACAACGCAUGGAACACAAUCUCUGCCUGCCAGUGCGCGUAUUGCUGGAUCAUCAAGCAGUUUGGCUUUUGCUCCCAGUAAAAGUGGACGAAUUCGAAUCCCUUCAAACACAAGGUAUCCUCGAUUGACAACAGGCUCAGACAGAGGUUCCGAGCGAAGCAGCCCCAGUCUGAUUACGCCCCCGCAAUCACCAGUGAAUCUAGAGACAUCUUCAUUUGGCAGCAGCCAAUCACAGAGUUCAAUUUCUUCUCUAACUAAGAUCUCCAUCAGUCCUGUGUCAACAGGAGAAUACAGGAAAGACAGGCCCUACCUACAUGAACCACGUCAUGUGACAGUACAGAAAGGAGCUGAGCCCCUUGGAAUCUCCAUUGUAAGUGGAGAAAAUGGAGGAAUUUUUGUAUCCAAGGUCAUUGGGGGAAGCAUCGCUCAUCAAGCAGGACUUGAAUAUGGUGACCAGUUACUUGAGUAUAACGGUAUUAAUUUGAGGAAUGCCACCGAACAGCAGGCUCGAUUAAUUAUUGGGCAGACAGAGCCAUGUGAAACUAUCACCAUCUUGGCACAAUAUAAUCUUCACAUGUAUCAGCUGGGUAAUCACUCACGCUCCAGUUCUCGACUGGAGCCAAUAAGUAAUCAUUCAACUCCCCACGGCAGUGGUGCAACAACGCCUGACGAUCACUCGAUAAUCGAUGCAGUGAGUGAACAGGAUGAAGGAACAAUAACACCUCCAUCGAAACAAACUACUCCAACUACUAGUCCACGGAACUCCAUUAGGAAGUCUGUUGAUUCAACCAAUCAAACUUUUGAACCACGAUUUCUAUUCCUGAAGAAGACACAGAUAGACCUGGGGAUCCAAAUUUGUGGAGGGAAUUUGAAUGGAGUGUUUGUGGCAAAAGUAGAAGAUGACAGUCCAGCUAAAGGCCCUGAUGGACUGGUUCCUGGAGAUAAAUUACUCGAGUACAACGGCAUUGAUUUACGGAAUGUAACAGCUGAACAGGCCUAUGUGGAAAUGCUGAAACCCACAGAGUCGAUUUCUGUGAAGGCCCAGUAUAAAAUAGAGGAAUUCAACAAGAUAAGAGAUGAAGCUGGAGAUGGAUUCUAUAUCAGAGCACUUUAUGAUCGAGUUGCAGAAGUAGAACAUGAUCUGAGUUUUAAAAAGGAUGAUAUUCUUUACAUUGAUGACACUCUGCCACAAGGGAAUUUUGGUUACUGGAUGGCGUGGCAAUUGGAUGAAAAUGCUCAGAAACUUGAAAGAGGACAUAUCCCCAGCAAAUACAUGAUGGACCAGGAGUUCUGUAGAAGACACAGUAUGUCUGAGGUCAAAGAUGAAAAUGGGUCUGUUAAGACUCUAUCAGCAGCAGCGAGAAGAUCAUUCUUUCGGAGAAAGCAAAAACAUAAACGGAAUAAUUCAAAAGAUGGAAAGGAGAUGUUGGCCCUUGAUGCCAUAAGCACUGAUUCUAUACCUUUGUUGGAAGGUAUUUCAUUCAAUUACAAUUCUGGAAGUUUUGCAUAUCAGAGAGUGCAGAAAAUUGAAUGCACUUCCCCAAGACCUGUGCUUAUCCUGGGACCAUUAGUGGAUGCUGUGAAGGAUAUGCUUGUCAAAGAAUCUCCUGGAAGAUUCUGCAGAUGUCCAUUAGAGGUUAUGAAAGCUUCACAGCAGGCCAUUGAACGAGGAGUAGCAGACUAUCUCUUCAUCGAUUAUAAGAGGAGGAGUGGACAUUUUGAUGUUACAACUGUUGCCUCCAUAAAAGAAAUAACUGAGAAGGACUGCCAUUGCUUGUUAGAUAUUGCACCGCAUGCUAUAGAGCGUCUUCACCGAAUUCACAUCUACCCAAUUGUCAUAUUCAUACGGUACAAGAACCUUAAGCAAAUCAAAGAACAAAAGGACCCAAUCUUUCUAAGAGACAAAGGUACGCAAAAAAAACAUUCCAAGGAACAGUUUGAGGCUGCUCAAAAGAUUGAACAGGAAUACAGCAAGUUUUUCACAGGUAUUGUCCAAGGAGGUACCCUGCCUUACAUUUGCACUCAAAUCAUGACAGUUGUUGAUCAAGAACAAAACAAAGUCCUCUGGAUUCCAGCUGGGACUCUCUAGGACUUCGCUCGGGCAGCUCAUAUGCUGGUGUGGAAUCAUUUAAGCAAAUGAUUGCUCCAUUAUGGAAUUAAAUCUGUCUGAAUAUUGCGGGUUACACAGAAUAUAGACAGCGUGCUGGAUGGACGUCUGGAGAGCAGAAGUUGUCAACUUGAGAGUGUUGGGCAAAUGCCGUUUUAAAAAGUCCUGGCAUCUACUGUACUACAAUAUAAAAAAAACCCCUUCAAAUUGGAUUUUUACAGGACUAAUUUUAAAAAGUAUAUAUUUUAUUCUGCCUUUUUGAUCCCAUUCCCCCCCCCCCAUAAGUAAAAGUUGGAAAAGUGAUGUUUUAACUUAAAUUUAGAAAGACACGUUUACAAAUAAUAAUUCCUGACUUUUAAAUAUUUACUUGAAUGGUUUUUUUAAUCUUUUUUGUUCUCUUACUCUCCACAUUUUGGAUAAGACGUCUCUUUAGAAUGAGUUUGUGAUUGGGCGAUACAACAGAGCCCUGAUAUUCUACUGGCAGGUUAAGUUUUAUAAAGAUUGGUAGAAUGUGAACUUGUAGCUGGGAAAAGGUAUUGUGACUGGUACUAUUUGGAGUGAGUUAUGAAAUGUUUGUGCACUCCCUUGAAGGGCAGACCACUGCGUUUGUUUCUGUUUUUUUAAUUGUCUGUCAAAUAUAUUUUUCUGCAUGGAUCUUGAUAUGUAAACAGCAUAAUGUAUCUGAUCAUAUUGUAUAAACUAAUACCUUAAUUGUUGGGCCUGAUAUUGUGUAGCAAGGGGAGUAAUGAGCUAUUAGAUUGGCCUAGCAUGCUGAUAUGACACUUUCUAAAAGCUGUAAAUAUUGAAGAAACUCAUUUUGGUGCAAUUUUGCAAGUUAUGUUGAGCAUUUUUUUUAAGAAAAGAAAAAAAAAUCUGUGUGUAGCAGUCAAAUAGAUUUAUUUAACUUUAAGAAGAUAUUUCCCUUGGAUGAUUUGUCAAAGUAAAUGUAGUUAUAAGGCACAGUAAAUAAUUGUAGUGUGGCCACUGUCUGGAGAGCAGUUAUUGAUCUGCAUUGCUUAUGGAUGUUUCUCGUCAUAUAUUGUGCCAAAUCGUCAAUAUUUGUAUCCUCUGUUUCAUGUUGCACUUGUGAAUCCAUUUGUGCCUAACACAGGAUUGCUCGCGAUCCUCCUGUCUGUCUCAUGGUUUUAGCUAUUCACUGCUGUAUCUACCAACUUCAAUGCAAAUGAAUCAUUAAAAAACAUGGCUGUUCCUCACUUUCCAAUAACUCUCACGUAUGACAACCUUUCAGACUUUCCACAGAACAUGGGCUGCAUACUGUAAUGAACACACUGUGUCAAAAAGUAAAGUACUGCAUUUUAAUGGUUAAAAAAACUACACAAAAAGAUUAAGUCUGCAAAUAUAAUUUUGGCAAGUUGUUCAUUUGAUUCACACCCUGCAAAGGUAGAACAAUUAAUUUAAUAUUUUCUGUAAUAACUCCUUCUAGCAGUGAGGAAGUCCUCCUUUGACAAACAAGGCAUUUACUCACUGUUAGAAUUGGCUCACUAAUCAAACCUGAACUCAGCAAUUCGGUGACUAGAUUCCCAAGCAUUCACUGCCAAUCUAUGUUAUUGCAGGGCACAGUCAGUGUGUGACAGAGAUGGUACAAGGUGACCAGGUACUGAUGUUUUUAUUCUGUGCUAAAAGAUUACUUUGUAUCAACUGUAAAGCAAUUGAUUAGUACAAGAAUAAAGGUCAAUUUCUGAUA
Hypanus sabinus (Atlantic stingray) is the source of this 7984-nucleotide messenger RNA. RefSeq names its product discs, large homolog 5a (Drosophila) (gene dlg5a). Bases 262 to 6261 code for a protein of 1999 amino acids. The record is from RefSeq and is a predicted model, not a curated record. The transcript is spliced from 35 exons. Lineage: Eukaryota; Metazoa; Chordata; Chondrichthyes; Myliobatiformes; Dasyatidae. Gene Ontology annotation, molecular function: protein binding.